ACACGCGUUACCCGGAUGUGACGUCACGCUAUUCCAAAAUAUUCGCGGGCAAGCAAAGCAGGAGCUAUUACGGUCAUGUCUCAAGAGUUUCACGUCGUCAAAUGUUUCAGCUGCCUCUGCUUCCAAGGACAACAAGUGAAGAAGGUCAAAAAGUGGACGUGUAAACUCUGCGGAGAGAAACAGUCUGUUCUGAAGGAGUUUGGUCGAGGAAGCGGCGCCGACUGUAGACGUCAUGUUCAAAAACUGAACGCCAUGAGAGGAGCCAUGUUGGAAGAAAGUGACACCCGGUCGCCAUGGAAGCAAGAGGAUGAGGCAGGAAGUGAAGAGCGCCAGGACGACCAAGUAAGAACACAGGUGGGACACACCCAGGUGAGCCGCUGGAGCAAGUACCUGGACCCACCCAAGGAAGACGACGAUGCUUUGACAAAUAUUCAACAUUUUGACAGGAAGUGGGGGAAAGGAGAUGAGGGAGAUGACAGCCGGACGCUGGAACAGAUUCAACACGGCCGAACAUCAUCCAGCCAACCUGACAACACUCCCACCAACCAGACAGACCCCCCCAGUUCGAAGACCACUGUCACCAUCCGAGCCUGUGACUUCCAGGACGGGGGGUUCCAGUUGGUCAGUGGGAGGAGCGUACAUGACGGCAGGGUUGCCAUGACUGAGGCCCCAGCCCUCACAUGGCCCCGCCCUCUACUUCAUGGUACCUCCAUGUUUGAGAGUGAAGAAGAUUUUGAUGUCACCUUUGACCUGUGAUGAAACAGACUUGGGGUAGCGUGCUGGAUGGCGAUCGGUCUGCUGCUGUAAUCACACUUCCUGUCUGUCCCUGAUGAUCAGAAUCCUUUCUAGUUGGUUCAUCGGUGCUCAUGUUGCAUCACGUCCAUUAUUAGUUAGUGUUCAUGUAACACUGAGAUAAAAAUAUAUCUUGGCAAUACAAGUGCGACUAUAAAAUAAUAAAAGCCAGUUAUUACCACACAGACGAAGGCCUUCAGUCGUGAGGGGUGCCCCCUGCAACGUCUCCACAUAGCCAGCUGCCGUUUGACGCCCCUGUACAACCUGAAGCUCCAUUGUUCCAUUGAAAGAAAAAGCAGAUCAUGAUGGCACUGUUCCAUGUGGAAAACAUCUCAGGUGGGAUCUCCUUGUCAGGCCAGUAAUGUUGGAAGCCAUCAGGACUGUCGAUGCACAUUUUUCUCUUUUUUCCCAUGUUUGGGGAUCUCAUGCAAAUUCCACCCUUGCAAUUUUGCGGCAUUAAAGCCCUCUCCCGCAGAUGCAGACUGCAGUCUGAUGGUUGUUGGACUGCACUCUGCACCAGUCACAACCUUGAUUUUGGCCGAGGAUGGUCCUGUGUCUUGACGGACAGCCAAUCAGAUCCUGCGGCUGAGGGCCAGUGACAUUUUUUUGGGUCUACUACUUGACGUUUUUGUCCCAUAACCCUCAGGAUCUUUGAAGAAGUUUCAAAUGACUGUCUUACCACGUCCAACCUCAGCAGCAAUGGUGCGGUGCGAGAGGUCUUGUUUAUACAGCUCAACAAUCUGACCACCUUCAGAGAAAGCUUUUCUGCCUUUGACAUCAAGAGAUUAUGACAGAAAAGGGAAUCCAGAUUUUUUCCAAGAGUUUGCCUUAUAAAGGGUGUGGUCUGAAACUUUUGAUCAUCUGAUGAACAGCCUAUUUCACUUUAAUGCUUGUUUACAAUAAAUUGC
Molecule: messenger RNA, 1700 nt
Organism: Dunckerocampus dactyliophorus (ringed pipefish)
Lineage: Eukaryota; Metazoa; Chordata; Actinopteri; Syngnathiformes; Syngnathidae
Gene: mrnip
Product: MRN complex interacting protein
Exons: 6
Coding region: 76-756 (226 amino acids)
Biological process (GO): mitotic G2 DNA damage checkpoint signaling
Cellular component (GO): nucleus
Molecular function (GO): chromatin binding
Source: RefSeq, a predicted model, not a curated record